Coregonus clupeaformis (lake whitefish) is the source of this 1857-nucleotide messenger RNA. It is a transcript of the gene pus3, whose product is annotated as pseudouridylate synthase 3. Gene Ontology annotation, cellular component: nucleus; cytoplasm. Gene Ontology annotation, molecular function: RNA binding; pseudouridine synthase activity. Lineage: Eukaryota; Metazoa; Chordata; Actinopteri; Salmoniformes; Salmonidae. Gene Ontology annotation, biological process: tRNA pseudouridine synthesis; mRNA pseudouridine synthesis. The record is from RefSeq and is a predicted model, not a curated record. The transcript has 7 exons. Bases 96 to 1616 code for a protein of 506 amino acids.
UCAGUCUAGAAUUUAUGUCUGACUCAGGACGAACUGAAGCAUUAAAUCUGAGGUAGAGGCACGAGAUGAAGUUUGCAAAAGUGGCUUGAUAGGGAAUGAUAACCGUACUCAUCAAAGCUACACGUAAAAGUAAAGAUAAGUUAUUUUCCCUCUUUUGCCGUUUGCAAAGCAACAUGUCUGAGGAAUUACUACAGAGAGUGAGAGACCUGGAAGGAGAGGUGGAGAGACUGAAGGCACAGCUGAGAGAAACGGUCAAGGAAGGAACUGGGGAUGAGAUGGAGGUGUCAACCAACUCUGAUGGAAAGAAGGAUAACAGCAAGCCUGAUGCUGGUGGCAGGAAAAAGGGUGAAAAAAGGAGUCGGGACCGACCGUUUGAUUUCUCUGCCCAUCCUCGGCGCCAUGUUGCACUCCGCUUGGCCUACCUGGGCUGGGCCUAUCAGGGCUUUGCUGUCCAGGAGAACACCGACAACACUGUGGAAGCCCGGCUCUUCGAGGCUCUUCUGAAGACUCGACUGAUCCAGGAUCGCCAGAGUUCUAACUAUCAUCGUUGUGGCCGCACUGACAAAGGAGUCAGUGCCUUUUCCCAGGUCAUGUCCAUAGACUUGCGCUCCACUCAGUUUUGUGGAGGCCUAGGAGUGACCCUCCCGUCCAAUGUCGAUGCUGGUGUCAAGAACAAAGCGGAUGUGGCGGAGCUACCGUAUGUGAAGAUGCUGAACAGAGUCCUGCCCCAGGACAUCAGGAUUCUUGACUGGUCACCUGCUGCGGAGGGCUUCAGUGCGCGCUUCGACUGUCAGUCUAGGACUUACCGGUACUACUUCCCACGCGGGGCUCUGGAUGUAGCGUUGAUGGCAGAGGCUGCCAAACACUACGAGGGCACUCACGACUUCCGCAACCUGUGCAAGAUGGACGUGGGCAACGGAGUGCUGCAGUUCCAGAGGACCAUCCUGUCUGCCACGGUCCAGCCUGUCCAUCAAACUUCCCCUACUAUGCCCACUACCACAGACCCAUACGACCUCUUCAUAUUUGAGAUCAAAGGACUGGCCUUCCUCUAUCACCAGGUGCGCUGCAUGAUGGCAGUGCUGCUGCUGAUUGGCCAGAAGCUGGAGGCCCUAGAGAUAGUGGAUCAACUCCUGGAUGUGAAGACGAAUCCCAGGAAACCUCAAUAUAGCAUGGCGGUGGACUUUCCCCUGGUGCUGUUCGACUGCCAUUUUGAGGGGUUGAGCUGGCGCAGGGAGGCUGAGGAGGCAAAACACACCCUGGCCACGCUGAAGCAACACUGGACCCAGACAGCAGUAAAGACCCAGGUCAUCCACGGCAUGAUCCAAGGUCUAGAGAGCACAGGUGGGACCUCCUCUCCCCAUUGCUGGCUGAUGGAAGGUACCAAACAGAGGACCUAUCGGCCCUUGCUUGAGCGUCCACGCUGCGAGAGCCUGGAGUCCAGGAUAGAACACUUUGUUAAAAGAGGCAGGCUUGAACGAGAAGAAGGGGAAAAUGGUGAUGAAACGGUACACAAGGGCAAAAGGUCGAAGCACUCGCACAACGCCUCAGUCCGUCUGUCCUCCCCAACGUGUCAUCGUCCUUCUGACCCCAGCGCCAAUCCGAAACCACAAGAUUGACACCAGCUAGAGAAAUUGGACUUGUCAUAUAAUAUUGACUGAAUUCUUAAUGCUGUUAUUUUACUUUUAGCUUUUUUUAUGGAGCGGAGAAACAAUUGUAGGUUUAUUUGUUAGUCUCUGGAAUAAAUCAAUUUGAGAUUCAUCCUAAAGGGUUGAAUUUUACUCAAAUAUAGAUGUGCCUCAUUUAAAGUGUGUAAUGUAAAACUUGGAUAGGGAAAUAAAAUAACCUUUAAUCAUUGAA